AUGAACUCAAAAAGAACGUUGACAAGCCUGCAGAGCGAGAAUAUUAGCAUUGUAUCCUAUAACGGUAUAGAAUCAUGCGAAACGACUCAAAAAACUCCUUCUCUCCUUGAAUACACCUAUGAAUCUGCAGUAAUAGCCAGAUCAAUUUCUCAAAAAGCAAACCCUUCAUAUAAAAGUUAUUCACAAGCUGAGACAAGCUGUAAAUGCUUACUAUUCUAA
This is a messenger RNA of Blepharisma stoltei, 219 nucleotides long. NCBI's taxonomy places the organism in Eukaryota, Ciliophora, Heterotrichea, Heterotrichida, Blepharismidae. The record is from the annotation of a GenBank genome assembly.